AUGAAUUACUACAGAAUUCUAGCUGGAUGGUUUAUCCUCUUCAUGAAUAGUUCAUUCAUUCAUACCGAUGAGCAAAUAUCAAAACUUAAUAGCAGCAUAAAUCUGUUAUCAGCACAAGCUUAUGUUGGAGCUGAUGGCUACAUAAGAUGUAUAAUAAAAAUCGAUCCAGAACCUACCAGCAAUUGUAACAAAAAAAAUGUAGCGAAGCAAUGUAAUAUAUGCCCAGAGGAACUGUGUCCUGGAUGUCGAGAUUCUCCAGAUAAAACGUGCUGGGAUUGCUGGUUUAGAAAUGGUGAAAAAUUACCGAUGCAAGAGCCCAAUAAAUAUGAUUACGACAUUUCUCAGAAUCAUCCCUCUGGUCAACACCUGUCUCAAUACUAUGAAUUUCACCUUAUCAUUAGAAAUGUCACUGAAAAGGAUGCUGGAUAUUACAAUACUGAACUAAAAAGAUUAUGCGAAUAUGAAGGAAGUUUUUCAAAUCAUAGCACUAAACUAACGAUAAAAGGUGCCGUAAUGACUAAUAUAAUAUCUAUCUUUGAUUUGUAG
Messenger RNA from Trichoplax adhaerens, 546 nucleotides. RefSeq lists its product as uncharacterized. Bases 1 to 546 code for a protein of 181 amino acids. The transcript is spliced from 2 exons. Lineage: Eukaryota; Metazoa; Placozoa; Uniplacotomia; Trichoplacea; Trichoplacidae. The record is from RefSeq and is a predicted model, not a curated record.